AUGCGGCUUCUGGUGGUUCUUCUGUUUCUCAGUGCCGUUUCGGCCAAAACUUACCCGCCUUUUUCUCCAUUUGACGGUCAAGACUUUGGAUACUUGGACGACUACCCAAUCCAGCACAAAAUCUUCUUUUCUCCAAUUCCCAAGCCUUGGAACGAUAAAUUGAUAAUCCCUAUCAAUACUCCUUCGACACCCGCGGAACGCAUUCCGUUGCUGCCGGGUAAUCCACCGUGUGAGUUUAUAAUAAUAAUAAUUUAUACUUCCAAAGAAAAAAACCGUCCUAGUCCAUAAAUUUUUAACUAAAAAUCUCAAGACGAUAAGAAAGAAAAAAAUCAACUUUUUGAAGUAUUUUUUUCCUGCCCAAAUCGGGACAUAAAGGUAGGGUGAAGAACAAAAAAAAAUUAUUCUCGAAACUACAGAGACGUCUGAAUCUAUUAUUUUCUCACACUAUUUCGCUGAUCGUGCUGAAACUCUCUCUCUCAAUGAUAAAAUUUACAGUAUCCAAUAUACCGUAAUACUAAACUCCAUUUUUAUCUCUAGAGAAGCCUGAAUCUCUUGUUUUAUCACACUAUUUUGCUAUUCAUGCUAAAAAUCUCUUAUUGAAUAAGCUAUAUCUACAGUAUCCAAUAUACCGUAAACUAAACUCCGUUUUGAUCAUAGACGUUUUAAAAAUCUACCGAAAUAUUCUAAAAUCGUCUGAAUACUUUAUUCUCUCACAAUAUUCCGCUAAUCGCGCUGAAACUUUCUCUCAAUGAUAAAAAGUACAGUAAAAAUAUACAGUAAUCACUAAGAGUCAUUUCAAGACCAUACUUCCCCUAGGACAUCUCCCUCCGAUUUUUAAAGGCGAAAAUUUUUUCCCCUCAGUUGAAAUAACUUUAUUCAAACACCAACUAUACCGCCCGUCAAAACUACCAGCUUAAAAACCACUGCUCAAAAGAAAAAAAAAAAUCCAAUUUUCAGACCCCAACUACGGCUCAACUGGUCGUACUCCUCCACUCCAGAUUCCGAUCAACCGUCCUCCAAACAUGCCUUACAGUUGGCCGACUGGACCGAUGAGGCCAGGCGGCCCAAGCGGCGGUCCGAACACGCCAUUCGGAUGA
This is a messenger RNA of Caenorhabditis auriculariae, 1097 nucleotides long. The record is from the annotation of a GenBank genome assembly. NCBI's taxonomy places the organism in Eukaryota, Metazoa, Nematoda, Chromadorea, Rhabditida, Rhabditidae.